AACCAUUACAUGUUAUCCACGUAAUUCUUUUUAAACAUAGUUAUUUCAUGUUGUUAUUAUUUAGAUUUAAUCCGAGAGUACGUGAACAAGCGUCUUCAGUAAUGAAUACAAAUUGACAAAAACAUUACAUUAUUAUUAAAAUAAAUGCUUGUUUUUCUCGAACCAUUCUGUUAGGUUAAAUAACUGAACACUAGCUGCAAUGGCAAUUCCUAUGUGCAAGACUGACGAUGUGAAGCAAGUGCUUUCAAUGAUUCACAAGAAUUUACAAUGUCCAAUUUGCUUGGAUUUAAUGAAGGAGCCUGUUUCUACAAAGUGUGAUCAUCAUUUUUGCAGGUUGUGCAUGUUGAAUUUGCUCAGCAGAAAGAAGGGGGGUUUGGCAGAGUGUCCUUUGUGCAAAUCGGAUGUAACCAAAAGGAGUUUGCAGGAUAGCCCUCGCUUCAAAUUGCUUGUUGAGGGUCUGUUGAGAACCAUCCACGGAUUCGAACAGGACACUGGAACUGAAUUUUACACAGGUUCUGUAUUAUCUAAAAAGGCUCCUGAACAAAGUUCCUGUGGGGAGUUAUGGAAGAGUGAUGGGACAAUACAAAGCACAGGCCACAGGAACAGAACCAAGAAAAAAACAGCAAGUAAUGGCAUGAGAGAGAACAAUGUGGAAGGACAGUUAACUAUAGAGGAUUCUGAUGUUGUGGUGAGGAAAGUGUCACAGCGAAAUAAAAGACUGAAACUAGAGUCUGCAGUGCCGUUGUGCAUUGAAAUAAACUCAUCUGAGGAAGAGCUGUUUAAGAAGAAAGACAUUAAUGGAGCCGAAGAGAGUGGAUUUAAUCAAGCACAAGCGAAUGGGAAAAAGACUAAUGUAGAAGCUAAAUCUUGGGAGAGAGGCUGUGAUGGAACAAAUGACAUCCCAUCAAACAGGCAGAUUGAAUUGGAGAUGGUAUCUUCUACUGCUGCUGAAGAUGGGUUUGCAGAAUUGAUGGGUUUAGAGGAAGACUCUUGUUUAACCAAUUCUGGGACUCGUCAGGCCAGCUUAUCAGAGGAGAUGGCCGAAGUAAGAAAAUACAGGAGUGCUGUAGAUGUGAUCCAGCAGCCUACUGCAGCAGAACAAAAGACAGAUUAUGAUCCCAACAUCAGUUCUGCAAAGACAAAUGAUGCAUAUUUUAUUGCAGCAAGCAAAGAAGAAAAUGGUACACUUGGCAAAAGAAAAAAGGCUGAGAGCCAAAAACAUUAUUUAGAUAAAAAUGAAACGGUGACAAAUGGAAAGAGUGCACUCAACCAAACUGAGGAUAAAGAAAUCAGUUUACAAGAUGGAGAAAGUAAACACGAAUUUGAUUUUGCCAUGGUCACAGCUUCUGCAAAACGUUUAAGGAAAAGGAUAAGUAGAAGUAUUGAAAAGGUCACUGAGUGGCUCUCAACAAUUGAUGAGACGGCGUUAGUUUCUGGGAUUCAAGACAAUAAGGAUGAAAAGCCAGUAGAUCUGGAUUGUCACGACAAUGCAGAAAAAUGUCCCUCUGAUGGAGAAUCCAUCUCUGACGAGACUGAAAUAAUAGCGCAACAAGCCUUGGAGAAUCUUGCGAAAAAUGACCGAAGGAGUCAAGUGGAUAAAGUGUUUGGGAGAACUUACAGGAGAGAUAAGAAGCUAAGUGCACAAGUUCGCAAGAGUUUUUCCUCUGACAAUUAUGAUUUUUCUUCAACUUCGCCCAAGGAAAACCAAGGACUCCAGGAGGAUCAGAAAGCCAGUAUGAGAAAAAGGUCCUCUGAAUUGACACUUGUGGAUUUGAUUAAGAAACCAAGAUGUGAAGAUAAAAGUCCAAAUAAAACGCAAGAAAAGGAGUCUUGCUGUGUAAACCAGACUGAAAACCACAACAUAAUUUCAGAUGCUGUAACAGGAGACGAUAGUGGUGGAAGGUCAUCUAAUGACCAGCAGCUUAGGAAAAUAGUAAGGGCUGAAAAAACAGAUAUCGAACACUCUUUAAAUGAUUUAAGAAAUGACAUGCAGCAUAAUUUCCAAGAGAAUGGAGAAAAAUAUGUCAGAAAGUCAAACAAAAGAAAGAGUCAUAAAAGAAGUAGCACCACACGCAAGAAUUCCACCAAAACAGCAAGACCAUUGGCACUGGUUAGCUGCCAACUCAUUCAAAACCUUGAUCAAGGUGUGGAGAAUGGGGGCCCUUCUAACUUGACAGACAUCCAGAUUGAUAGUUAUCCAAGCAGUGAGAAUCAAGCUGUUGCUGGAACCAGGGUGACCAGAAGAAGCCGGAGACUUCAGCUUGCUGUUGAAGUAAUAAGGGACAAAAAAAGAUGUAGAAAACCAAGUGCCAACAAGUCAGAGAAUGAUGUCUGUGUUGAAAAAGUUUCUGAUUCUGUGAAUGUGGAGGAGGAUUGCUUUGAAUCAGAGAAAGAUUUACAGCGGUUAGAAGCUACAAGUCCAAGGCUACAAGACAGUGAGGAUAACCCUGCCCUGGAAGCUGCAGUAAUUGCUUCAAACAAUCAAGACACUGGGGAACCAAACAUGAGUGAAAUUAGACUUGUAAAUGAGAAAUCUGAAGUAUGUAAUGAAAACCAAGUUGUAGAAGAAAGUUCUAUUUUGUCAAUGGUGCCAAACACUGAAUCUGAUCCUUCUUUUCUCCAAAACUCCAAAAAGAAUAAGCCCUUCCUGCAGCCUUCUGCCAUACAAAUGCCACCUGCAUGUGACCAGCCUACAGAAGCUGAAGAGCAUUUUCACAACAAGUUCCUCACGGAAACCGAAGACAGCGAAUUGGACACAGAGUUAUUGAUGAAAACAUUUAAAAACACUAAACGAAAGUCAUUUAAUCUGCUGCCAAGCCCUGUAACAAAAGAAGAUGACAUCAGUUUUCAAAAUGAGGGGUUAGAGAAUAAACUACAUGAUUCAGACAAAUUGAACUUCAUAGCAAACUCAGUUUGCUCAAAAGGGGCUGCGAUAAAGCCGGACACCCCAGGAGAACCUAAACCAUUUAGCUUUGAGGACAGUGGCAUCAUUCCGCCAACAGAUCCAGACUCUGCUGGAAAUGCUGCUCUUCCUCCAUUCCUUAAGUGUAGAGAAACCAGCUCCACAGUUUGUAGCGACGAGGAAAACGUUGAUCAAAAUGCGUGUUAUGACAGCUUGCACAGAGAUCAAAGUAGCAAGGCUUUAAAGGGAAAAGAAACUGCACUUAAUGAAGAAAUUCUCCCAAGGAAAGGUUGUUCAAUGAGAAGAAAAAAAAAAAGUUCUAGGAGUCCUAGUCCCAGGCCUAAUUCAAACUCCCUACCUAUAUCGGCCUUGUUGUUUCCUGCAUUGAGUGAAUCCCAGAACCAUCAAGAAAUCAACUUGCGCAACACCAAUAGAAUUCUUGAAGUAAAUAAUACAAAGAAAACUGCAGAGGUUUGCAGCUCAAAUGAAAAGGCUGAAGAGCAAGUCACAGAACAUACAGUUGUGGAACCCAGUUUGCAAACGCAGAAAAACAUCCCUGCUGCUGUACGAAAAGAAUCUGAGGAAUCAUCUAUGACCCCAGAUGGGCUUUUGUUUCAUUAUAUUGUAGGUGAUGAUGGAAGGGUUGGUGGAGUUGAUCCCAGUUUGAAAGCUGGUAAAAGUCAAGAAUCACUGAAUGAACAUUCCCAAACUUUGUACAAAAAAAGGAGGCGGCUACAGAGAUUGGAAUCUUCUGAAUCGGAAUCCAGUAAUGAGGAAGUACUUCCUUCUUUCAUGGAAUUUCUUUUUGGCAAUAAACCGGAUCCUCAGUCCAACCAUGAAACUUUACCAGUGCUGCCUCCUAAAACUUCCCCGAUGCAGAAUCUCCCGCAGCCUUAUGGAAGCAUGGACAAGCAGGGUGGUGCUGCUGACAGCAAUGCAGAGGAGCGUAUUGUUGCAGAUUUGUCCGGUCAAUUGGCCAGUCCUUCAAGUCAAGAAUCCGUGGACUUGUUUGCAACACAGUCAGAUGUUUCUGAGCAUUCCCUCAAACAGCAGAAGGGAAGAUCUCCCAAGGCUGUUUCGCAAAAUAGCCACAGGUUAUCGGGUGAAAACCUGAGUGGCUGCUCCAAUGAGAAGAGGGAGGAUACAGAGGAACAGCUAGAAGUCGCUCAUGGAUUUGAACAUGAUGCCAGUCACAAUGGUGAAUCACCUGCACUGUCUAGUCAAAGUGAAAUUCUUACCACCCAGCAAAAAGACACAAUGCAGACUAACUUAAAUCACCUUGAACGAGAGAUGGCCGUGUUGCAGGCAGUGCUGGAGCAGCAGGGAACACAGGAAUCUGAAGAGUCCCCCUGCCAGGGGAAGGGGCAAUCUGGAGAAAAAGAUGAUCUGGACUCUCAUCAGACGACUUCCUGCUCACAGGGAGAGGACCAAAACACUGCAUGUGCCAGAUCUCCAACGCCUCCCUCAACCCCUUCAGACUCACAGCUGAGACUUAAGAGAACACCUGUGCAGGUGAAGGCGGCCAUCAAUCUCCUGAGUAAGCUGAACGCAGCAAACCUUUCUCAAGAAGCUAAAGCAGACACUACCGGGGAUGGGAAGCGGAAUUGGGAGGAGAUGGAGAAAAAAACUGGAGAUGACACAUCAGGGCAAUUCAAUCAGAAAGAACUUGAAGACCAACCAAACACUCCACAGAUAAUUGAGAACAAAGUGGAUGGUCUGUCUGGGAGAAAAGGAGCCAUUGAAAAUUCAUCACCCCCUGCAACAUGCAGCACACUGAGUGCCGGUGGAAUGCCUGCCCCUAUCUCUGCAGUGUCACGUAGCAGACUGACUCCUGGAAUAGAGGACCCCAAAGGACCGGUGGAUGGUAAUCGGAAGCAGUCUCCCUUAAAGGUGCCCACCCCACUGGAAAGCACAGCUAACACUGGAGGUGCUAAAAGACCAGUGUUAAGGAGAAAGAUGUCUCUUGUGGCCUCUGGUUUAAACAAAAGUGAACUUAUGCUGGUGCAAGAGUUUGCCAAGAAAAUACAGGUCACACUGUCAAGUCAAGUAACACCUGGAACUACACACAUCAUCAUGAAAACAGAGCAAUACCAUGCACGCACAGCGCUUAACAGCAUCGCCUUGCCCCGCCCACCAUACACUACAAGCAGUUUGAGUGACAAGUUUAGAAAUGAAUGUGUUUGGUGGGAAGAUUCUGAGCUGGUUUGUGAGAGGACGUUGAAGUAUUUCUUGGGAAUUGCGGGAAGGAAGUGGGUUGUCGGUUAUCAAUGGAUUGUGGAAUGCUUUAAACAACGACAAGUACUUGAUGAGGCUGAGUUCGAGGUGAGGGGAGAUAUCAUCAAUGGAAGGAAUCACAAAGGACCCAGGAGAGCUCGCACAACCAUGGAUGGAAAGCUGCUGUUGAAUGACUAUGAGAUUUGCUGCUAUGGCACAUUCACUGAUAUGAGCAAAGGUCAGUUGGAGUGGAUGGUGGAGCUUUGUGGAGCCACAGUCAUUAAAGAGCCUUGCUUAUUCACGUACAGCCCUGACCGUAGUCCAGUGGUCAUUGUACAGCCUGAUUCAGGAGGGAAAGAAAUUGAUUACAAAGCUCUCCAGCGGCAAUACAAUGCAAGUGUGGUGACAAGGGAAUGGAUCCUGGACAGUGUUGCCUGCUACAGCUGCCACAGCUUGGACUCCUAUUUGGCUGAGCCCCUCCACUGAAUUCUGCUAAAAGAGCUGAAGCUAAAAUACUGAAAAUGGAACUGCACUGUUGUAGCCAUACAGAAGAUGUUAAUUUGUAUUGUUUUUUAAAGAAUUAAAUCAUUAUCUACUGUUA
Molecule: messenger RNA, 5717 nt
Organism: Acipenser ruthenus (sterlet)
Lineage: Eukaryota; Metazoa; Chordata; Actinopteri; Acipenseriformes; Acipenseridae
Product: breast cancer type 1 susceptibility protein homolog
Exons: 24
Coding region: 200-5602 (1800 amino acids)
Biological process (GO): positive regulation of transcription by RNA polymerase II; negative regulation of fatty acid biosynthetic process; double-strand break repair via homologous recombination
Cellular component (GO): plasma membrane; BRCA1-A complex; BRCA1-BARD1 complex
Molecular function (GO): DNA binding; zinc ion binding; ubiquitin-protein transferase activity
Source: RefSeq, a predicted model, not a curated record